AUGAACGACUUAUCUUUCUUCAUCUUGCAGCACCAAAUGCGGACUCUCACGGCGCAGCUGCUUCGCGACACGCUGGAUUUUGCUAAACCACACGCCGAGGAAGGUGUUCUCUUCAGCUGGCGUUGGCACUUCUUCCUCGGGACGCUGCCGCUCCCGGCGGAGGAUGACGUGAAACUUGACGAUUGUCGAGCAGCCUGCGAGCGAUGGAGGCAGCAAUGGCAGGAUGCAGGUCGACGACUCGAUCAGUCCAUUCGUGAGUCACCACGCAAAACUGGAAAAGUCAUAAAAUUCGGCGAAUCGAGUAGUGACAGCGAGGAUGCGUUGCCCUCACCUUCUGCAGUUGCUCCCUUCUCUGCGUUGAGCACGAGUGGGGAUGGGUGCACCGUGAACCCCCUUGCGCCCGCCUCCGAGAGUUCCUACGCGCUGCAGUUUCAGGCAGACAAGGUGCGGCAGACGGUGGCAAAGGACAUGAGCCGCCUCUCUUGGGAUGUCCCUCCCUUUCACGACGUGCGAGCCAAGGAUACAGUAGCGGAUAUUCUGCUCAAGUACAGCCUGGUGGAAAACGAGGACUACAUGCAGGGGUUUCACGAGAUUGUGGCGUUUCUCUACUACGCUUGCUAUCGCGACAAAAUCGUGGGCGAACGUUUUGUGCAAGAGCACGCGGCGUUGCGCUCGGCCGCCUUCUUCGAACUGUUUCAGCUGGUCUACGCCGAUCUGCCGGCUGCGGUGUAUGCCCUCUUUCGACGAAUCAUCAGUGACAAAGACGGCGGCAUGUGUCUCGCCAAGUGGUACUACAGCCAUGCUCAUAUAGAACAGAGUGGGGUGGUAUCAGCGUGCCACCGGGUGCAGAAGGACUUGCUUUUGCGCGUCGAUCCUGCGCUGCAGAACUUGCUGGACAACGUUUACGGGAUUGAAAGUGUCGUGUACCUUGUUCGUUGGCUGCGCCUCCUCUUCUUGCGCGAGUUUCCAUUUGAGCAAGCGUUGCGGAUCUGGACUACACUUUUCUGCGAGCGCUACAUUGUUGUGGAGGAGCAGAAGACUCCAUUCGCAUUGAACAACAGCAUCGCCUUGUACUUUGCCGCGCAGAUGCUCUGCCAUGUGCGCGAUGCCCUGUCCGUUGACGCUGCAGGGGCACUGCAGGUGCUGAUGAAGUACCCUCCCACCCAGGAUGUCGACGACAUGCUGUACGCAGCCGCCAUCAGUAACAGCGAGUCGCCCCUCUCUCGCCACGCCAAGGCGCCGCGGCUUGUGAAUCUAAGAGAUGCGCCCGCGCUACCAGCAGAGGUAACGUUGCGCCAGGGCGAAGUCCUGUCGCGCGUUAUAGGGAGCCUUGAGCAGUACUGGUUCCGCGACCCCAACGCCGCAGCGGAGGAGCAAGAGUUGACGACCGAGAUGUACGCUCAAUCUAUCGCCCAGCUGAAAAAGGUGCGUGACGUUUUGCUUUACGGCAUGGGCAACUAG
Molecule: messenger RNA, 1461 nt
Organism: Leishmania mexicana MHOM/GT/2001/U1103
Lineage: Eukaryota; Euglenozoa; Kinetoplastea; Trypanosomatida; Trypanosomatidae
Exons: 1
Coding region: 1-1461 (486 amino acids)
Biological process (GO): activation of GTPase activity
Molecular function (GO): GTPase activator activity
Source: RefSeq, a predicted model, not a curated record